GAACAACACAACAUUUCAACCUCCUUCAACCUCCUCCUCCCAUCAUCUGUUCAUCCGGCAACUACCGAUAAUCAAACUUCUUUACUUGUGUCCGUUCCUCGAGCCUGCAGUAACGACUUUCGGCCACCAGUUGUCCGACUAAAGUACACAUACACCGUUAACUACCGCCAUGGCGUCGCAGGGUGAAUUCUCCGCGGCCAUGACCAAUCGGUCGCUACGCACCAUUCGAACUGAGCUAGAAUUUCUCACAGAUGCCUCGGUUAUCACACCGCAACAACUGGCAAACUUGCUAUCUCAACUCCCGAACCAGACAGUAUUACACGCACCCGUCAUGUCGGCAUCAGGCCCCAUACCUGCUCCAGUACAAUCACCAGAUCCUACCCCAGCAUUCAACCCUCCUACGGCCCAGCUUCAGAAUACUAGCUUGAACGAAAAGGCGCCGAUAUCACAGUAUCCCAGUCCGGCUCCACCGCCGCCUGCCUAUGCCCAAGGACCACCAGUUCUCUCAAUUUCAUCAGCCAUGUACGCCUACACACCGACUGAUGCCGGAGACCUCGCCCUUCAGCCGAAUGAUCGCAUUCAAGUUUUGGAGCACAUGAAUAAUGACUGGUGGCGUGGUCGAAAUGAGCGAACAAACCAAGAAGGAAUAUUCCCACGAAGCUACGUCAGAGUGUUGGACGAGAAGCCUGCCCCUCCAGUCUUGUCUCCACAACCUACAAACUAUGGAAACAUGCCUUUGGAAGUUGCUCAAAGCGGAUCUCCUGCUACCGACGCUUCGGGUCAUCGACCCAGCAAAUUCGAAGAACAAGGCAAGAAAUUUGGAAAGAAGAUAGGCAAUGCCGCAAUUUUCGGUGCUGGUGCCACCAUUGGUUCCAACAUUGUCAACGGCAUCUUUUAAGCCAAGUCGAUAUUGCACUUGGAUCUUUUGUGUUUUUAAAUGCCUCCGACCCACGAGAUGGGAAAUUUAUAACAAAAUAUCUUAGGGUUACAGCUUGCGCAUUAUGGGAUUGGCGUUGAUGGCGUUCAGGAACUAUCGCGUCUGUCCUGGAUUGGUUACUUUUGACGAUCUUUCAAGAAUCUUGCUUACAGUAUGACUCUUCUCAGAUGUGCAGAGUCAAAUUAUUGAUUGGAAUUGAUCCGCCAUGAGCGUGUCGACAUGCUAGAAUGCAGUGCAUUAUAACGCAGAUUCACUUGUGGCCGAUUACUGAUGGCAUGAGCAGAAACUUGAAAAUUUGACAGUUCUGCGAUGGUCUUGCUUCGAGCUGGAAUUCAUUCCGGCUUUUUCGUGUCUAUACUUUAUUUUCCUUUGUGACUGCUGACUGGCUAGCAAACAUUGGGGCAGUCUUUCCUUGCGUUUUGCUCCGCCCAGGUUCUUUCAUUGCCUGGCCCGUUGAAUUUGUCAUUUGAUUGCAGACUUGACUGUCUAUUUAAUUUGUCUGAAGAAACUAGAGCAGCUCGUGAUAAUGCAACGGUUUUGAGUGUUC
Molecule: messenger RNA, 1484 nt
Organism: Talaromyces stipitatus ATCC 10500
Lineage: Eukaryota; Fungi; Ascomycota; Eurotiomycetes; Eurotiales; Trichocomaceae
Product: SH3 domain protein
Exons: 4
Coding region: 170-898 (242 amino acids)
Biological process (GO): protein transport to vacuole involved in ubiquitin-dependent protein catabolic process via the multivesicular body sorting pathway
Cellular component (GO): ESCRT-0 complex
Molecular function (GO): protein binding
Source: RefSeq, a predicted model, not a curated record